GGUGAAAUAUUGCAGCUGAUUUCAAUUUCCCAUUUAGCGGACACACGAGGUCACGAGUACACGACACAGUCUAAAUCGGUUGUUACGUUGCUUGAAAGUCAAAUUAUAAUUAAGUCAAGUACUUAUAAACUUCUCAUGGGUGGAAGAGGACGAGGGAGAGGAAAUGCGGUUUCCUUUAACAUUGAACAAUUGGGAUUUGGUAGAGGUGAAGCAGGUCCAGUUUCUGUUACUCAACCUCCUCCACUAUUCCCCUCUCUAGAAAACAGGCCUCUUCCAUUAAUUAAAGAUGUGGAAAAUGAGUAUAUACUGGUUACCCAAAAGGAUUUGAGCACAAGAAUGAGGAACUCACCGUUUUACUUGAAAAAAUCAGAAAACCCAUCUUAUGAAAAAGAGCUACCUGUUCUCUGGAAUCGAAUGCCUGCUGAACUUAGAGAAACUCUCCCCAAGAGGAUAGCAACUGGCAACUCAAAAGUCACUCUGAAUGCUAAAAAGAAGAAGGUUGAAGACCCUGAUAAAAUUUUUGCCAAGCUUGAAAAGAAAGAAAGAAAUGAAAGUGAAGUAGAAGAGGAUGGAGAUGGGAAAGAAGAUGAAGACGAUCAAGAUAAAUCAGAUGAUGAGAAAGUGGAAAAUGAAGAUGAUGUCAAGGAAGAUUUAGAUGAUGAAAUGGAUGACGAUACAGAUUACGCUAAUAAUUAUUUUGAAAAUGGUGAAGCUUAUUUGGAAGAUGAAGAGGGCCAAGAUGAUGGAGAAGCCCAGUUCUAGCAAUACUGUAAUAAUUUCCUAUGCAAAACUCAGGCAACUUGAAAUAAAAGUCUUCUUUUUUUUAA
This is a messenger RNA of Daphnia pulex (common water flea), 827 nucleotides long. RefSeq names its product DNA-directed RNA polymerase III subunit RPC7-like. Gene Ontology annotation, cellular component: RNA polymerase III complex. Gene Ontology annotation, biological process: transcription by RNA polymerase III. Bases 136 to 762 code for a protein of 208 amino acids. The transcript has 4 exons. Lineage: Eukaryota; Metazoa; Arthropoda; Branchiopoda; Diplostraca; Daphniidae. The record is from RefSeq and is a predicted model, not a curated record.